UUUUGGUAGUUUCUAUUUAGAUACACACAUUUUGAUGACGAAACACACACGGAAACGUGAAAUGGACUGAAAACAAUUUUGACAGAUUUGAGAACUUUGUCAUUUUGUCAUUUUGUUGUUACGAUUUUACCAUAUCUAUCCUUGGAAAGUUGUUACUGCAUUUCUAAACUCAUUGAUGAAGAAAAACACAAAUGAUGAAAUGAAGAAAAAUUUUGUACAGAGUGGAAAGCAUACAUAGGUGUAGAUACGUACAGUGGAGGAACCAGGAAAUAGAAAACAAACAUGGAUCAACAAGGGAUGGUUUCAUGCCAGUAGGAAAACAAGCAUUGGUAUUUUAAAAACAAUGGAUCAGCUAGGAAAUGACUGCCCUUGUAAACGACAGAGAGUUUCUGAAGGCGAUGAUAUUGAUCAAGAAACUGGUAUGCAUCUGAAACAUGCCACUGGUAGUCAUGAGUUUGAUUAUUGUACAUCAAGGGACACAACUGUCAAUGAAAAGGGCGACUCUGUUGAAGAAAGGGAGACAAUUCAAUGGCAUCCAUCUGUAGGAGGUACAGGAGACUUUAAAAGUAAAUCUGAUUGUGUUGGAGAAGGGAGCCAGUCUACACAAAAUGAUUUUGAUGUACAGUCGAGUAGUGAAGAGAAUAGUGCAAUGUCAUUGCAAAAGCAGGCUAAUAUUAAAAAGACUGGUUCUCAGGAGGGUAAUGAAAAUAUGGCAGAUGUGAAAAAUUGUUCCUUAAAUUUAAACCAGCCCUUGAAAAUCACACAAAAUGUGAAAUCACAUUCUGGUUUCUGUGAAUACGUACAAAAUGUGCAAGCUAUAGCUGAGAACUCGUAUAUGAGUAAUCGUGAGAGAUAUGCAUCCAAGGUCCACAGGGAUCUGCUGCAAAAGUUGGAAAGUCCUAAACUUAAAAGACCAAUGGAUAGAGUUAAUACCAACUUAGUAAAGAAAAAGAUAGAUACAUUGCCAAGUUCCGACAUCAUAAAAGAAGAAUUGAGUAAAAUAGAUGCUGAAAAUUAUAAUAAACACAAUAAACUUUCACCUAGUCAUCAAUUGACAUUCAAAAAAAUUUCUGUUGACAGCAAAGCAGGUAACAUCAUUGAAGAUAAGAAAAAUGAAGACGUCCAGAAGAAACCAGAGUUUGGUGAUAAUGCAAUAUUUGCCAAUAAAGUAGGGAUGAAUAAUUUGGAGAACUCUGAUGUAAGAAGUAUUGAAACUUGUCAAGACACAUCAAACAGUGUUGGGAAUGUUGAUAUAGAAGCAGAAACUGUAGGUUCAUGUAGGUUAAGACAUGACAAAGGUCUACAAGCAGAUGGAUUCAAUGAGUCAUGUUUUGUGGAAAUGUUUUCAAACUCAGUAAUGGGAAAUAUAAUGAGUGGUUCUGGAACAACAGGAAGUUUAAGGAAUUAUGGGAAACAAGAUAGUGAUACAGUUCAUGCAGAAAGUUAUAAAGCAUCAAUUAAAGGUGAAUGUAUAGAGGGUUCAAGAAUGGUCAGUCUUAAUAAGAUCCAGGUAAAAGAUGAUGGAAGUGGGGACAGUGCUCUCAGGAUAGAAGGUAAAGUUAGUACUCACACUCAUGACUUAGAUGAAGUUCUUGGACCUAAUAUUAAAGAAAAUACAGAAAGCACAAGAGACCCAUGCAAAUUCCAAGGGUUUGGAAAUUUGUUAACUCAAAUAGGAGGCUGUGAUGAAAGUAAUAAACCUUUGGUUAAAGCUGGAGAUGUAGAAAACAUAAAUGAUCUUACAAGUUUAAAACCAGAGUCUAGUGAUUUAGGAAAAGCUGUAAGGGCUGAUGAUACAUUAAACAAUGUUUCUGAAAAUAAAACUGAUGAGAGUGCUAAAUGUUCUGCUGCUAGGCAUUCGCUUGCUGGACAAUCUAUGAGUUAUAAAACAAACAGGAAUGUGGAAUCUACCAAUGCAUUUACUGAAGUAUCGACUAAAGAUUUCUGUAAAAGUGCUGACUUAGAAGUUUUAACUGAUGAUGAUCAGGAAAAAUCUACAUUGAUAAAUGGGAGAUUUAAAUUAGAUUUUCAUGAAACUCAGGUAAUAGUGAAUCAAGGAAAUAUCAACAGGUUACCAAUAACUGUCUUAGUGCACAUACUGAAAAAUUUGACAGCUUUUCAACUUUUGCGUCGAGUAAGUUGUGUGUGUAAGUACUGGUAUAAUGUAUGCAGGGACCCAGAUGUUUGGCGGAGAAUUUCUCUAGUUAAUCAACAUCGUCUGUCUGAUUUUGACUUUAAACGGAUAUUACAUUUUAGUGAUUGUCGUGUCAGGAUUCUGAAUCUAACGGAUUCCCGAUUCGUAACAAAUCAUGGGAUAAAGUAUCUAAUAAUGAGUUGCCCACUGUUAGAGGAGCUUCGACUAAUGAGGUGUUUUGAUUUGACAGAUGCAGCUUUUGAAGGCCUGUCUAGUGUAGGAGUGUGCAAUAAUCUACAGGAACUGUAUAUGGAUGCUUGUUGUAGAAUAACAGAUAAAACUGUUCUUGAAGUAUCAAAAGCUUGCCAUCGACUGAGAAUUUUGAAUUUAAAUCAAUGCACGAGGAUCUCCGACACGAGCGUGAUUGGAAUAGCAAAGAACUGCCCAAGAUUAACUACCCUUCAACUUGAUCACUGUAGCCAGGUUACUGAUACAGCCAUGUCAGAGAUAGUUCUUGGUUGUCCAGAAAUUUUAUACCUCAAUCUGAUGUCUUGCGGAAUAACUGAUACUGGAGUAAAAUACCUCUCUAAAUUAAGGAAACUGUCAAAUCUUGACCUGUCGAACAUUCCUCGGUUGACGUCGGACUCUGUGGUAUAUUUGUCCAAGUUCUGUAAAAAUCUACAGUGUGUAAAUGUAUCUCUAAACACGUUGAUGGAUGACCAGUGUAUAUCACAGCUUGCCAAGAAUCUGCCAGUAUUGAAAAGAUUAUAUUGCGUGUCCUGUAGUAUAACUGAUAAAGGUCUUGAAGAUAUUGCAAAGUAUUGUCCUAAUCUAGAAGCUCUCGAUGUUGGCUGGUGCCAGGAAGUAACAGACAGUGGUGUAAGAGUGAUUUCCCUUUCCUGCAAAUAUUUGGAUUACUUCGGUCUUAUUCGUUGUGAUAGAGUUACCUUAGAAACAAUAGAAGAACUUGUGCUUAAACAUCCAAGUAUCAACUAUUCAACUUUUAUACUUGAAUCUAGACGUUUACUAGAGAGAGCACGAAAUGAAGGAUAUCAGUUCAAACUGUUAAAUCUCCCAUAAGAAAACAAAACUUUGUUCACUAUAUAAUAUCUAAUAUACUUGUUCAUCAUUCAAUCUGGAUAAAACAUUGCAUGAUUUUUAGGAAAAUUUCAAAAUAGGUUCACAAUGUUUCGUGGAACAGUGAAUAGUGCAGACCAUAGAUUGUUUGAUCCGUGGUCUGCACUUAUUGCAAGGUAUGGCAUAAUGGUGCUACAGUGUUUCCUCAUACAAAACCAGUACUGGUAAGUUUCAGGCAAGUGGUUAAGAUGUUUGCCUCUCAAACCCAGAAAUCAUAGGUUCAAGCCCUACUGGAGCUACAGUGUUUCUUCGUAUGACAUCAGUACUGGUAAGUUUUAGGAAGCUGACUUAAAAGUGGUUCAAUAAGUUCAAAGCCCCCCCCCCCCCCCCCCUUACAAUCAUGCUAAGAUACAACAUUGAAUAAUUUAUGGAAAAAAAACGUCAAAUUGUUCAGGUCUUAAUUACUUUUAAUUUUGCAGUGUUCCCAUUGUCAUUGAAUGUCUGGCAUUAUCUUAUUUACAUGUGUCUUUUUCCAGUGCUUUGUUGGAAACAGUCUAAAGAUGCUGUGGUUUUAUUAUGAACUUGCUGUCAAUAACAAUUUGCGUUAUAAUUUUUUUUAUACAAGUUGCGGGCUAUAUAAACAGGAGUAU
Messenger RNA from Ruditapes philippinarum (Manila clam), 3861 nucleotides. RefSeq lists its product as uncharacterized. Bases 344 to 3214 code for a protein of 956 amino acids. Lineage: Eukaryota; Metazoa; Mollusca; Bivalvia; Venerida; Veneridae. Gene Ontology annotation, molecular function: protein binding. The record is from RefSeq and is a predicted model, not a curated record. The transcript has 8 exons.